Molecule: messenger RNA, 697 nt
Organism: Uranotaenia lowii
Lineage: Eukaryota; Metazoa; Arthropoda; Insecta; Diptera; Culicidae
Exons: 4
Coding region: 1-636 (211 amino acids)
Source: RefSeq, a predicted model, not a curated record
AUGUCCACCCCGAUUCUGCCAAAGAUGAAACAGGAUAGCGAAAAUUUCGGCUUCGAAAUUAUGAAAGUUUGGCCUUCGAAAAAGAAGGAAGAUACUCCAGAACUGCCUGUCGUAACCCUCGAUGUAAAACAUUUAACUUCAUCUAUUUUCUCAAUUCUAUUCACUACACUGCCGACGACGAAAACAGCAUCCCGGAUAGCUUUUCAGUACCGAAAGUUUUAUUGGCAUGUAUGCCUGGGAGUACGGAAGCCUAGAGGAAAAAGUCCACGAAUUGCUAUCCAGCUGCCAAGAAGUGGAGCAGUGGCCUAUACGGAUGUAGAUGAGUUUUGGAGUCGGCUGACACCUGGGGAGCGAAUGAACACCGACAUGCGCGUUAAUGGACUCAUGAGGGACCUCGCGGUUACAGCCAAUUCGGUGAUGCCGUCUACUGGCAUAGUUUCUUGCUUGUGGCCGUGGCCACUCUCGGCCAAGAAACAGUUCCAAUGUAUGAACUUGAGUGCCGGAGUGAUACCUUCGUUUGGAAGUCACGUUCUUAAAACUGUCACCCGACAGCAAAAUUCUCUCGGUGGGCGCUUCCGGGACCGUCAUAUCCGUUCUAGCCAAAGUUUACAACUAGUAUGUGGACACCCAGCUUAGACUGGGGAUUGAGAGAGUAUAGUGUAUAGUAUAGUGAAGUCUUAACAAUAAUAAACUCUAA